Aphanomyces invadans is the source of this 434-nucleotide messenger RNA. RefSeq lists its product as hypothetical. Lineage: Eukaryota; Oomycota; Saprolegniomycetes; Saprolegniales; Verrucalvaceae. The transcript has 2 exons. The record is from RefSeq and is a predicted model, not a curated record. The coding region runs from base 1 to 267 and encodes 88 amino acids. Gene Ontology annotation, molecular function: beta-glucosidase activity.
AUGGCGUCAUCUGUGUCGUUCCACCUCGAGCUGCGCAAUGGCCAUUUCGUGGACGCAGACGGUCGCGUGGUGCUCCUUCGAGGCGUGAACCUUGGCGGGUCCACGAAGGUGCCGUCGUCAGCUCCAGGUAGUACGUCCAUCUCGUGUGUGAACAGGCCGUUCCCGUUGACCGAAUCUGACGAACACCUCAGUCAGCUGCAGCGAUGGGGCUUCUACUGCAUUCGAUUCCUCGUGACGUGGGAAGCCAUUGCAACUGAGACACGAUAAAAUCGUCGAAACGAUAUGCGACUACAUGAAAUCGUGUCCCCCCGUUCAAACUGAAGAGCAAAGGGUUCGCCAGCGUUCUCGAAACCCCAAACCUUUGCCUUGCCAUAGAUGAUUACUAGCGAAGGCAGCGAAACUCCAUCGAGUGGGUGGAGUGAAUCCAACUCAAC